Molecule: messenger RNA, 2906 nt
Organism: Mytilus trossulus (common blue mussel)
Lineage: Eukaryota; Metazoa; Mollusca; Bivalvia; Mytilida; Mytilidae
Exons: 4
Coding region: 36-1379 (447 amino acids)
Source: RefSeq, a predicted model, not a curated record
GUUAAUUAGUCAUUUUGCAGUCAGACUGAAUGUAAAUGGUUCUAAUUAUGCAUCGCUGUUCCAUAUUCAUAAGAUAUAUUCCAACAAGUUUAAACCCCCAAGGAUGCGGCAGACAGAUUUCAAAUGGGACUUUGACAGAUGUACUGUUUAAUAGCUACGAAGAUUUUCAAUUGCGUCCAUUGAGAGUCGGAGCUUUGUCUUUCGGAAAGCGUUUUGGUGGCUCCGAAGUAUUUUCAUACAUUGAAAACAACAGUAGACAGUUUGUUCGAGAAGAGUUUCUCACAGACCAAGAUGUAAACCAGAAUGCCAUCAGUACUUACUCCGUUGAUUUUGAGUCAAUAUUCAGCAAGGGAUUUGAUGCCAUCCAUGCCUCUAUUGUGGAUGACAGCAGUCAAAAUGAUGAUGUAAAAUUGUUUACAAAAUUCCUGGAUUCGUUAGAUUACCAUGAAGGGUGCCUUCUGAAUUUUUUUUCUAGAGAAUACCCUAACAUAUCAGAACCAGAAAUGUCAGCAGUGUUUGUUACCCACAUUUUAUCACAUUUAGUUCAGGAGAACAAACUUGGCAACACAUGUACUGUUAAAGUCAACUACAAAAAUAAACCUGAGCAAUGCCCUUGUAAUAUAUGUCAAAGAAAAGUGCAUUAUGGGAAGACAACAUUUGGAAAUAGAUAUAUCUGGUAUAGUCGGCCCGACAUCUUUCUAUUCCCAGGAACAGGAGGUCAUUGUCAAAUAUUUGUUAAAAAAAGACGAUCAACUUCUUGCGAGUACGAUCCAAGUCAACUUGAGAGUCUGCUUGAUAAUGACAAGAGUAUCCUCAGACGUGAUUCCGUUGUACAACAAGCUGUCUGUCAGGCCAUUACAUUUGCCUUCUAUCAGAGACGAUACCAAAUAUCCAAAAACUGGAAUAGUGAAGACAUAGUCACAGCAAUCCCUACCAUUGUAUUGAAUCCUUUCGGUUUUGAUGUGUAUAUUUAUGAUCCACAACAUGACGUACUGUUGAGAAAUUUUGAUCAGCCGAUUCCAUUUUGGCGCCAGUCCGAAUCAAAUCCCAAACAGAAAGUGUUAAACAAGUCUUCACUUCUCCAAUUAUGGCUUAUCAUGAAUCAUUUGGUCUUUAAACCACAAUUUACAAAGGAUGGAAUAAUAGCAUUAGGAGGUACGGCAGGGUUUUUGUCACAAGUGGAUCCCGUAAGAAUGCAGAGGUUAGAAGAAAUGAUGAACUUGGGUCUUCCUGCCGAAGCAAAAGAUUUCAAAUUGUCUGAGUUUAAGAGUACAAUUCCUGCCUACCAUAUUUCAUGUAAAGACAAUCAAGAACAAAGGAAUAUUGACAUCAGAAUUCGAAAUUCAGAGAAACCAAUGGAGGAAUACAAACAACAAUAAUAAUACAAAGACUUGCUUCAUACAGGAUGGUAAUCCAUGACGACUGAUUCAGUGCAGCUAUUGAUAGGAAGGGUAAUGAUACCAGCCCAAUACGAAUGAUCAGAAUGUCAACCACUUAUAGUUCAGUCUUUGAGUUGAAAUGAAAUGAAAAAAACGAAAUUCUUGUGUAACACCAUGACAGUUCAACUUUACACGUACAUCACCUAGUUGUUUUAGAUUAACAUUUGAGUAAGAUAUUAUGUUAAAAUCUUUUGAAUGAACUGUUCAAAUGUAGAAUAGCUUUGUAAUCUCUAGAUACAUUUAGUUAUGACAGUCAGGGGUACUACUUGUACAAGUUAUUUUUAAUUACUUGAAGAAGUAAUAUUAAUAUACCUAUAUAAGUAAUUUUGUAGGAUACUUAUACAAGUGAAUUUUAUUUACUUGUGUAGGUAAAAUAAAUAUUGGCAGAGUUAUGUCCCUUUGACAAUCAGAUUUUUUUACUUGUAGAAGUAAAAAAGUCAUCCUUUCUUCUUUUCUUGAAUUCUUAGAAUUUCUUUGCAGAUAUCUUCACUAAUCAUUUAAGUGUAGUUUCAUGGACAAUGAAAAUCCCAUUUGUCUUUUAUCUUUAGAAGACUGCUCAUUUACAAGCCCCCAAGGAGCAAUUUUUGAAGGCCUUGUGAUUGUUGAAAUUAUGAUAUGAAACAUUGAACUGUAAUAAAAAAAAUUUGAGCAAACCUGGGAAAAAUCAUUAAUAGUAUGAAUUUACAUCUCAAAACUUGAGGACUUUUGUGGGAUUGUAAGAAAAAUUUACUUAUACAAGUAAAUUUUUGAGAAAAUUAAGGGGAGAUUAUUAAAACAUCAUUUAUUUACUUAUAGGUGUAUAUAUAUUUUUUUACUUCUUCAAGUAAAUAAAAAUAACUUGUACAAGUAGUACCCCUGACUAUGAUAUUGACUUAUAGUAGAUUUUAUAAUUGAGAGUAGCCUUUAUAUUGCAAUUAUUUAUUAGUUAAGUAAAUUAUGGAAUAAGAGAGUGCAGAGGGACGAUAUAGUUAUCAAAAGUAGUAAUAUGGGAUAGAGAGAAGCUUUUUAAAUGUCCCUCACAUUUGGCAAGUUUUAAUAUUGUGAGAAAGAAUUCCAUAGUAUUAACGGUCAUUUAAACAUUCCAGUAGUGUAGUAGUCAUGUAGAUAGUUGUUGAUCAAUAAAUUACUGACUCAAAUAUAAUAAGGGUAUUCAAAAUAAUGGAGAAAAAAAAUAUAUGACAAAUAAUGUCAAAUAGAAAGGUUGUUGUUACAAAUUUAAUAGAUAUAUCCUAUUGUACGAUUUUAUCCAGAUAUAAAACUAAAGUAUCAUAGUUAGUCAAACGUUAUUUGUUUCAUUGAAUUUUUAUGCUGCACAGUUAUAACACCCAUAUGACAUCCAAGUACCUAAUCAAGUUUUUCUUUCAAAAUUUUCUGAUUUACUUUUUUCAUCAAGUGAUUUUUUAUUGUGAUAAUGUACUGUUUAGUUGUUUUUGAUACAUGUAUAUAUAUUUUAACUUAUAAUGUGUA